UUUGUCUCUCUCUACACCUAAAACCCUACUUUGCACUCUGCACUCUUGCUCCUUCGCUCUCCAUUGCCCCCAUCACUGCCAUGGCGACCGAAGAGAAAGAGAAGGGAUACGAAGGGGGAGCAGGAGCAGGAGGCAAAUUUCGCAAACGCCCCUUCCGCGGAAGGACCCAAACGACGCCGUAUGAUCGCCCGCCAACCUCACUCAGAAACCCUAACAGGAACAGCAGCAACAACAAUGGUUGGUUUUCCAACCUUCUGGAUCCCGCUCAGAGGUUAAUCACUCACAGCGUUCACUCUCUCUUCUCCUCCCUUUUCCGCAAGCGCCUUCCUCCUCCUCCUCCUCCAGAGACGGAACCAGAAGUGAAGAACAUUAGUCAGGAAGAGGCCGUCUUUGUUGCAAGCAAUUCGUCUGGCCUGCAAGAAGUUCCUGUUGGUGUAAGUGAUACUCAAAUUAAUUGUUCUGAUGAGGGUGGAUUAACUGAACUUGAGAAACUAUUAAAACAGAAGACUUUCAGCAGAUCUGAGAUUGAUCAUUUGACAGCACUUAUGCGUUCAAGAACUGUGGAUGCACCUGUUAGGGAAGAAGAGAAGGGGACAGGUGUGGUUCCCUCAGAACCAGUGGUGCAAAGUGGACAAAAGGAAUGUCCCAAAACACUGGCACUAGAAAAUGGGAUUGAAAAUACUGUUGCUGUAACCCCACAUGUUAUUUCAAGUUUUCCUAUUGAAGAUGUUGCUUCACCUGCGGAGCUUGCAAAGUCUUACAUGGGUAGCAGGCAUUCCAAAGUAUCCUCUUCAGUUUUAGGUGUUCAAACAUCUGCAUUUUGGGAGGAUCCAACUCUUGUAAACAGGGAAAAGUUUCCUCUUAAAUCCCCUAUUAUGACCAUUGUGCCUAGGACUACUAAAUAUGCUGCAGUUCAUGAAAAUGGUUUUAUGACCUCAAGAUCUCGUAGAAGAUCUGCAAUAUAUAAUAUGGCUCGAACACCAUAUGCCAGAAUUUAUCCAACAUCCACACUAAAGGGUGGUGAGCAUGCUGUUGAAGAUGAGCCAUCGUUGUCAAGUCAGUCUGCAUUUAAUCAUGAUGUGCAUUCUGGAUCUAAAACAGGGGCAGUAAAACGUAGAAAUUCAGUUUUGGAUAAUGAUAUAGGAUCUGUUGGUCCUGUUCGCAGAGUUCGCCAGAAGUCAAAUCUUCUAUAUUCUAAAGGCUCGAGCUCACUUAUUUCUGGUAACUCUUUGUCCGUGGAUAGGAAUCAAAUGGUUGUGAAUGCUUCACAGCAAGGGUCUUCCAUGCAGAAGCCUAUUCUGCUGGAUGAAGUCAAGCAUAGCCAUAUAAAAUUAUCCGAAGAAAAUGUGGAUGGCACUAUACCUAGUUUGAGCUUUCCCCCUUUGCCCUCAAAAUCAAGUGAAAUGGCUUCAAAAAUAAUGCAGCAACUAGAUAAGUUGGUUUCUCCAAAAGAGAAAUCAUCUGAAUCAAGGCUAACAAUUGUGAAUGAUAAUUCACCAACAAAGUUGUCACCUUCCAUGCUAAGUGGACAGGCUCUUCAAAGCAUGGAAAUGGUAGAUUCAUCAAAAUUGCUGAACAAUAUGCAUGGUAAUAGCUUAGAUGGCCCAUUUGGAAAUUUGUCAGGUAGUGCUCAGAAUCAGAAGUUAAAUUCUCAGAGAGACAAGGUUGAAAAUGGUCCAUUGAAGCUUGUUGCUCCUACCGAUGGAUUACUUCCACUCAUAACAACUGAAGAUGCUACAAAAACAAGUAAUAAAGUCUCGUCUACUGCAAAAUCUGGGGAUUUUUUUACGAUAAAAUCUGUCUCUGAUCUGCCACGAAAGAAGAGGGCAUUCCAUAUGAGUGCCCAUGAGGAUUUUCUGGAUCUGGACGAUGAUGAUUAUCCAAAUGGAGCAGUCUCUUCCUUUUCUCUUGAGAAAGAAACGACAAGCUCCACUGCUGUGAUGGGGGAAACUAAUUCUAGUCAUGAAGCAACUGAACAGGAGAAUCCAUCAGCAUUAUCUAAGACUUCUACAAUAGAUGGUAAGGCUCAUAUUGGAACCGCCUAUAAAUCUAAGGUUGGUGAAAAAGUUGAUGUGUCUAUCUUUAGCACAUCAUCUAACAUUAAUCCAACCUACAAGCCAGUUACGGCUACACCAAAUGGAUCAGUUGGUAAACCUCCCUUGUUUAUAUCUGAGAAUAAAGUGGUUUCGUCAAAAGAGUUCACAGCUCCUCGUGCUCCACCAAAGGAGAUAACCAAAGCAGGUCCUACAUUUGGGUUGGAAAAAGUUGUUUCAUCAAAGGAUCGUGUUACUGACGCUCCACUGGUGGAAUAUGGCUCCAAUAAAAAUGUAAACAAGGUUCUUCCGGUGCCAUUCACUGCUUCAUCAUCCAUUGGUGCUGAACCAUCUUUUCUGAAAUUCAGUGCUUCUGUCUCAAACCUGGGAAGUUCAAUCAGCACAACUACUGUUGCUGGUCCAACUGAUGCUAUGCCAAAAGUUCGUGAAGCUGAUAAUGGUAAUGCUGAGAGUACUAAUGAUACUGAAUCUUCUGUUAGGGCUUCAGAACUUGCUAGUUCAUCUGCUGCAUCAACAUCAUUUUUGACAUCAUCCAAGAGUAUAUUCAAUUUUGGGCACAAUUCAAAUCAAAAUAAUGGGUCUCUGGCAAGCCCUUCGUUCUCUUCUUUUCCACCCCCUGUAUCUGGUAAUUUCACCAGUCAGAAUAUAUUCAGCAGUGCCAUUAGUAACAUGGCAGAUUCUAAUGGCAGUAGCAUGGCAAGUAUGACGACUGGCACAAUGGCAUCAAGUAAUGGCAGUUCUUCUACCCCAGUGGUGGCAUCUUCAUAUCCGACAACUUCUGUUUUCAAAUUUGGAUCCUCUCCUGUCCCAUCAACAAGCUUACCUUUAUCAUCUUCUGGUUUAGAGCCGCUGGAAACUAAAAGAAGUCAGGAUGCAGGAGCUGGUAGUCUUAGCAGCACUGCCUUUGGUAGCUCAUCUGCAGGGAUUGGUAAUUUUGGCUUCAGCUCUUCGGCAACUAAAACUGUAAAUAGCCUCUCGAGAUCUGUUGUUGGUGCUAGUAGUGGUUCUGUGCUUGGUGCCCAGGCUUCUACCACCAUUGGGUUAGAAGCCUUUACUCAGACCCAGUCAGUUCCAUUUGGUUCAUCUGCAUCUUCCCCAUCAUAUGGGUUAACUGGGAACACAACUUUUUCUUUGAGCAGUUUUUCAUCUCCUUCAUCCAGCCCUUCUUUUUCUUCUGGGAGUUCGUUAUUUUCCUCUAGUCCUGCCAUGAAUGUCUUGAACUCUGGCACAACUUUUGGACUUAGCACCUCGGCUUGCUCUUCAACAGGAAACUCCUUUAGCUCCAAUACCAGUACAAGUUCUACUUUAUUUGGGUCUAGUUGGCAGCCCAGCAAGUCUCCAUUUGGUGCCACGUUUAAUUCGUCAUCUUUGUCUUCGUCUGGACUUUCCCUUGGAACAUCCACCGCUUCUGUCAGUUCACAAACAAUGUUUUUAUCGACCUCCAGUGCAUCAACUCCUCAAUUUUCAUUCACUUCAGCUGCAGCAUCUAUCUCAACACAACAUGCUUUUGGAAGUCCUACUCCCGCCUUUGCAUUUGGCUCAGCUCCUGUUAAUAAUCAGAAGACGAGUAUGGAAGAUGGUAUGGCUGAGGAUACAGUUCAAGCAACUCCACCAGCCACUUCUGUAUUUGGUCAGCAACCUGCUCCGUUUCAAUCAAAUUUUGUAUUUGGUGCAUCAACUCCACCGGGAGCCAGUUCUUUCCAGUUUGGUAGUCAACAGAAUAUUGCUCCGCAGAACCCUUCUUUUCAGACUUCUGGCAGUGUAGGUGGAAGUUUCUCAUUGGGCACAGGUGGUGGUGACAAAUCUGGUCGAAGAAUUGUGAAAGUUAAACCCAGACAACGAAAGAAGUAGGACUAUUGUUUAUGAAAAUGGUUGCCUUCUAUCAGUACUCGGGGCUACACAUGUUGUGCAAAAAGUAAAUAAGUUUGGGCUAGAUUUGUUAUUGCUAAUCAGUAAAUACAAGCUUAUCCGUGUUCUUUGCACUUCCAUACUCAAUUUUGUAAUAGCAUAUGAUAUGAAGAAACAUGUGCUGUGCUAAAUGAUAUUCACAGAGAGCGCUGUGUUCUUGCUGCUUGUAAUAUAGCCAGAAUUAGAGUCAAUGUAUAGCUUAGAUGGUUGUAAUUUCA
Vigna radiata var. radiata (mung bean) is the source of this 4180-nucleotide messenger RNA. RefSeq names its product nuclear pore complex protein NUP1. Gene Ontology annotation, biological process: poly(A)+ mRNA export from nucleus; nuclear membrane organization. Lineage: Eukaryota; Viridiplantae; Streptophyta; Magnoliopsida; Fabales; Fabaceae. The record is from RefSeq and is a predicted model, not a curated record. Gene Ontology annotation, cellular component: nuclear envelope. Bases 81 to 3905 code for a protein of 1274 amino acids. The transcript has 9 exons.